AUGUCGAACAACAACGACGACGACGACGACGUCGCCUUCGCCAACUUGCGCCGCAAGAUGGCCGACCAGCUGGCCCGCGACAAGGCUGAGUGGUUCGGCGAGGAUUGGGAGGUUCAGCAGGAGGAGGAAAACGACAACUCCAACCAGUUCUGCAGCGACCAGGAAAUGCAAGCCGUCUUCAAGGAAAUGCGCAAGGGUAGCAUGCUCGACGGCCACACCUACACUCCAGGUGCUGGCUACACGGGCGACUACACCCCUGCGCAGCAGGCUCGUUUCCGUGGGCAGCUGGCCAGAGUGAGGAUCAACUGGCACAAGAACUCCUCGACUCGCCGUCGUCUCGACAUCGGUCCGAAGAACGAGUUGGCCCCGGAGUUCGAGGGUCUGACGGCUUCGGAGGUUGCUGCUCGCUUUCCUGGCGAGAGUGUUGAGAUGGGUGGAGAGUUCGAUGGUGAUCAGACCAUCGUCGUUGCUCGGGCUCAAACCCCACAGGCUUCGACUGAGCAGGACGAGGAGGAAGAUGCCGGUAGUGAGGAUGUCGUCGACGAGGAUGGAGAUGUCGGGAUGGAGGAUGCUUCGAGCAGUGUCGAGGACGACGCUGAGGACGACCCGGAUUAUGAGAACGUGUCGCCACGUUCGAAGAAGCGUGCUCGAAAGUGA
Molecule: messenger RNA, 657 nt
Organism: Zasmidium cellare ATCC 36951
Lineage: Eukaryota; Fungi; Ascomycota; Dothideomycetes; Mycosphaerellales; Mycosphaerellaceae
Exons: 1
Coding region: 1-657 (218 amino acids)
Source: RefSeq, a predicted model, not a curated record